Messenger RNA from Kwoniella shivajii, 1446 nucleotides. RefSeq lists its product as uncharacterized. The record is from RefSeq and is a predicted model, not a curated record. The coding region runs from base 1 to 1446 and encodes 481 amino acids. The transcript is spliced from 7 exons. NCBI's taxonomy places the organism in Eukaryota, Fungi, Basidiomycota, Tremellomycetes, Tremellales, Cryptococcaceae.
AUGUCUUCGCAAGUCGAAUCUGAGAAGGAUCUCGCUCGCGAAGGGGCAAAUCCUUUGGUAGCAGAUGAGGUCCCCUACUCUGCCGAUUCACGACCUACAAAAUAUCAUUGGUGGAGAAGUGUCACAUGUCAAGCGAUCAUCACCGGUAUGGCUUCCUUCUUGGCCCCUGGUGCUUAUGCAGCUUUGGCAGCUACUGGUGCUGGUGGUCUUGCAAACGUUGAGAUCGGUAAUGCAAGUACUGCUAUUGCGUAUGCUUUGAUCGUUCCUUCAGCUCUCGUAUCGACUGGAUUCCUGUCAAAGGUGGGACCUCGAUGGACCUUGGCGAUCGGUGCCGCUGGUUAUGCACCGUAUGCUGCUGCCCUGUACACAAACUCUGCUUAUGGAAACCAGUGGUUCUUGGUACUUGGUGCUGUCAUCUGUGGUCUGACCUCUGGGCUCUUUUGGGUUUCUGAAGGGGUUAUUAUCUCAGUCUAUUCAGAACCUGCAAGGAAAGGAAGAAUGUUGGCUAUCUGGCAAUCCCUUUAUACCCUUGCCACCAUUAUCGGCGGUUUCAUCAACUUGUUCCUUAAUCUUGAUGUUAAAGUGAAAGGUGGAUUGAAACCCAAGACUUAUCUAGUCUUCGUUGCUCUCAAUUGUCUUGCGCCGUUCGUUUCCAUGUUGUUGUCAAAUCCCAAGCAAGUCCAAAGAAAGGACAAGAAACCUAUCACCGGUAUCCCUGAUCAAGGUUUUUGGAAGGAGUUCAUGCUCACCUUGGACGAAUUGAAGGAUCCUAAAAUCAUUGCAAUGUGCUUUUUGUGGUCUCAAUCGUUAUUCCUUCCUUCUUGGACUAGUACUUAUCUCGCUAGGCACUUCUCCGUUCGAGUUCGAGGCAUGUCUUCAAUCGUCAAGCCUACUUUGACCAUUAUAUGGUUUCAAGUCAUGGGCUUCUUCCUCGACAGUAAAAAGACUUCUAUCAGAAAGAAACUUGUUUAUACCUGGGGCUUCCUUCACACUGUUCUGCUCGGUUCCAUCAUUUGGCUUCUCAUCCUCACGGUAGGUCAAGACAAAAAAGCUACGGCUCCUGUUUGGGAUUGGUCUACACCGGGUUUUGCCGCUGCAUGGGUUCCUACAGCUCUUGCCACUGCCGCUCAAGGUACAGCUUAUGGCUACAUGUACUACAUGGCAUCAUACAUCUUCCCUCGAGGAGGAGGCGAUAAAGCUCGUUUGUCAAGGAUUAUAGCGACUCUUCGAUCAGCUGAAUCAGGUUCCGCCGCGAUAGCCUUUGGCAUCAAUGCUACCCAUCUCAGUCUUCAUAAAACCGGAUGGAUCAAUCUUGCAUUUGCACUCAUUUGCGUUCCAUGUGGUCUCUACGUCUUGAAUUACAUCUGGAAACAAGAUAAGCUUGGCGCUUACGAUGAUGAAAAAGUAGGACAAGAGAAACCUGCUAUUCCUCAGGAUACCCCUUGA